Molecule: messenger RNA, 2256 nt
Organism: Puntigrus tetrazona (Sumatra barb)
Lineage: Eukaryota; Metazoa; Chordata; Actinopteri; Cypriniformes; Cyprinidae
Gene: tpst2
Product: tyrosylprotein sulfotransferase 2
Exons: 6
Coding region: 602-1702 (366 amino acids)
Biological process (GO): peptidyl-tyrosine sulfation
Cellular component (GO): Golgi apparatus
Molecular function (GO): protein-tyrosine sulfotransferase activity
Source: RefSeq, a predicted model, not a curated record
AAACACGUGGCCUCAUACUUGCAUGCAAGAGUCACAUUUACUACAGUGAAAGUUAUUUAUUUUUUGGUCCACCCAUUUCCUUCGUUUGAUUUAUUGUCUUAUGAAAAUAAUGGUGCGUCGAAUGGCUGCGUCUGCUCAUUUGUAUACAUGUCUUACCAAACCAUCGAGCAGCCCCCGAGAGACACAGGAAAAGAAGAGGCCACUUGCUGUAGCUGUCAGGAAAGAUCUGAACUGAUAGCAUGAACGUUUUUAAACUACGUUUACUUCCUCUUCGUGCAUUCUGCCCAUCUGACUCCACAGCCGAGCACUGAGCCUGGAGAUUAUGCAAUGUUCACUGUUUGUGGCGUGAAGCUCUACCUGCAGCCUGUAUUUCCUGUGCAUGUCAUACGUGUGGCAUCAGCCACUUUCACUUUUUUAAUGUGCAAAAAAAAAAAAAGUUUUUAAAGAAUGUUGCGUGAUUCAAAGCUAAGAUCUAAUGAAUCAAAAGACAGCCGUGCUUCCUGUAACCAGUUGUCUUGCAUCAAGCAUUUGCAGAAGUAGCCAACAGAGGAAGUGCAGUCACUUCUGUGUUUAAAUUGAGUGUUUUUCACGUCUUGGCGUGAUGAGGCUGUCAGUCAAACGGACAGCUUUACUCCUGCUAACUCUUUUCGGAGCUUGUGCGCUUACUACUCUAUAUCAAACCCUAACAUGCCCCGGAAAGGUUCCCAGACCUCACACGGUGUCUAUAUUGGUUGGAAACUUGAACCAGACGCUGUACCGGUUUACCCCGAACACGCCGAUGGUGUUUGUGGGAGGCGUUCCGCGAUCAGGGACCACCUUGAUGCGCGCCAUGCUAGACGCCCACCCUGACAUCCGCUGCGGGGAGGAGACGCGAGUGAUCCCCAGGAUACUGUCCCUGCGGCAGGGCUGGGGGAGGCAGACGGAGGAGCGCUGGGCGCUGGAGGACGAGGGAGUCAGUCAAGAGAUGCUGGACGCAGCGACCGCAGCUUUUCUGCUGGAGGUCAUCGCACGGCACGGGGAGCCUGCACCAUUACUGUGCAAUAAAGACCCCUUUACACUGAAGAGCGCCAUUUAUCUCUCACACAUUUUCCCCAACUCUAAGUUUCUGCUAAUGCUCAGAGACGGCCGGGCGUCUGUGCACUCCAUGAUCUCCAGACGAGUGACUAUCGCUGGCUUCGACCUGUCCAGCUACAGGGACUGUCUGACUAAAUGGAGCAAUGCAAUCGAAGCCAUGCUCUCCCAGUGUAUGGCGGUCGGCCGGAGGCGCUGUAUGACCGUCCGCUAUGAGGAUCUGGUGCUGCAGCCACGAGCCACCAUGCAGCGUGUGCUGCACUUUCUGAACUCACCUUGGCAUGAAGGAGUGCUUCAUCACGAGGAGGCCAUCGGGCAGCCAGGAGGGGUAUCACUGUCUCGUACCGAACGCUCCACGGAUCAAGUAAUCAAACCAGUUAACCUGGAAGCCCUCACACGCUGGGUAGGCCACAUCCCAGCAGAUGUCCAGAAGGACAUGGAGAGCAUCGCGCCAAUGCUGCGCAGGCUGGGCUACAACCCCAACGCCAGUCCCCCAGAUUAUGGUCAACCAGAUCCGGAAGUGAUCAACAAUACUCAAAGGGUACUGCGAGGAGAUUUUAAAACUCCCACAAGCCUGAAAAGAGGGCCACAAGUAUCUCCAAAGUCAGUUUCUAAAGGAGGCAGAAACUGAAGACGGUUCUGCAUUGAUUGCCAUAUACGCUCCGGUUCAGCCUUGGAUAUUUCACCACCAUUUUGUGCCAUACACCACGAAGGCCCUUCACAAAAAACAGAGCAACCUGAGCAGAAAAUAGGGCGCAUUGUUAUUAUGCAAUAGCUGUUACAUGGGGUCUGAUUUUGACAUUGCCAGAACCCAAUGUAAUAAUUAGGCAACUAAAACCUAUUGUGCCAAAAUGUUGUAACGCAAUAGUUUAUGUAAACAAACAAGCCUGGACAUUAGCCUAAACACUGGACAAAGAUCAACAUUUUUACUUCCUGAUGCUAUCAUAAUAUUGUUUACAGUGGACUUCCUGAACAUUGCAGAUUGUUAUAUCUUGUUUUGGGCGAUGAGAAGAGUGUGACGUAGCGCUUGGUGUCGCACUAAAUGCUGUUGCUAUGUGCCUGCGUGCAUUUUCUUGACCUAGAUAUUAAAUUGAGCCAUAUUCUUUUCCUAGUGCCAACACGCCCCGUUUCCCCUCGUUUUUAUUUUCAAAAGUGAGUUCUUUUAAUAAAAAACAUUCAUACAAA